GCCUUAAAUCUCGACUGCUUCAGUGGGCUCCGACAAGCCUCGUCACUAACGUAGAAGAGGCGGCGCCGCCACUAAAACACAGGGCAGUGCCGUGCUUGCGCGGCGCGCCCACUUCCUACGGCGCAUGCACACAGCCAUAUUGCUCGUGCAGGAGGUGCAGAGACGUGCACGAGUCACAAACACUUUUUUUGAUCUAAUUACACCCUAAUAUCCUCUGUAAUAAACCUCCUCACGGCCAGACACACGGUGAUCAUUUUAACAUUGAAUCACCAGUCUUCAUUAAGGACAACUACUGUUUUGUUCAUGGAUUUUUUCAUAAGCAUGUCUGAGACACUGAAGUAUAAUGAUGAUGAUCAUAAAACUGUAUUUUUAAAGACCCUUAAUGAGCAAAGACUCGAAGGUGAAUUUUGUGAUAUUGCUAUUGUGGUUGAAGAUGUAAAAUUUAGGGCACAUAGGUGUGUCCUUGCUGCUUGCAGUACGUACUUUAAAAAACUAUUCAAGAAGCUGGAAGUUGAUAGUUCCUCUGUCAUAGAAAUUGAUUUUCUGAGGUCUGACAUAUUUGAGGAGGUCCUUAACUACAUGUACACUGCUAAAAUUGCAGUUAAAAAGGAAGAUGUGAAUCUUAUGAUGUCCUCAGGCCAAAUACUUGGUAUAAGAUUUUUGGAUAAAUUAUGCUCUCAAAAGCGUGAUGUUUCCACCUCAGAUGAAAAUCCAUCUUCUCCAAAAAAUAAAUAUGCUUAUGAAACCAGCUUAAAGAUAAGCCGUCCAGUUGGUGAAACCAAUGACAAUCAAGAUGACGAGGUUGAAGAGAUUGGAGAUCAUGAGGAUAGCCCUUCAGAUGACACAGUUGAAGGAACUCCUCAGAGCCACGAAGAGGAAAAAUCGCCUACUUCUACUCUUCGCGUUCAAGAAGCCAUUCUAAAAGAAUUAGGAAGUGAAGAAGUACGUAAAGUCAACUGUUAUGGUCAAGAAGUUGAGGCAAUGGAGACAACUGAACCUAAGGAUAUAGGGUCACAGACACCUCAAGCUCUAACCUAUAAUGACAGCAUUAAUGAAGUAAAAGAUGAGCAAGCACAGGCAUGGACAACGACAGGUGACAUGAAAUUUGAGUAUUUGCUUUAUGGUCACAGGGAGCAGUUUGCAUGCCAAGCUUGUGGGAAGACUUUUACAGAUGAGGCUCGACUAAGAAAGCAUGAGAAGUUGCACACAGCUGACAGACCAUUUGUGUGUGAAAUGUGUGCCAAGGCUUUUACCACACAGGCACACCUAAAGGAGCAUUUGAAGAUUCAUACAGGAUACAAGCCCUAUAGUUGUGAAGUGUGCGCCAAAUCUUUUAUCCGUGCCCCAGAUCUCAAGAAACAUGAGCGAGUACACAGUAAUGAGAGGCCAUUUGCAUGCCACCAUUGUGAUAAAGCAUUUAAACACAAAUCCCACCUUAAAGACCAUGAAAGAAGACACAGAGGCGAGAAACCAUUUAUUUGUGCUUCGUGCCCAAAAGCAUUUGCCAAGGCUUCUGAUCUAAAACGUCAUGAAAACAAUAUGCAUAGCGAACAGCGCAAGCAAGUGACAAGUAAUGCCAUUCAGAGUGAAACGGAACAAUUACAAGCAGCAGCUAUGGCUGCUGAAGCAGAACAGCAGCUUGAAACUAUUGCUUGCAGUUAAAAAAAAAUAUAUAUAAUAUAUAUAUGUAGUUUAAUAUUUCCUUGGUAACAAGCAGCGGUAUAUUAUGAAAGUGAGGGUGUUGUCCAUAGCAGCCGAUAGAGGUUUUUAUAUUUUAUGUUCAGAUCUAUAAAUGGCUGAUAGAAAAGCUUUGCCCUGGCACAAUUCCUGUUAAAAAAAAAAAAAAAAAACAGACACUAGUAAAACUUCUGCAUCUAAGAUCCUCACUGAUUCUUAUUGCUUGUAAUGUUCUGUCUCAGACUGAACAAGAGCUUUUUGGCAGAAGCAAAGUGGCUUGCUUGUAUGCACAACACAUGUACUGGGUAGUUCAAAUAAUGUGGUUUGUUGGAAGCCCUGGCUUUCGUGUAGACUUGCCCACUUUUUAAGGAAAACAUUGGCAGAGGAAAUAUACAGCCAUACUGAACAUGCUCAUAACUUCUAGAAUCUGGUUGCUAUAACACCAUUACUUUUAUAGAUUACUCCUAUAUGUGUGUUAUUUUUAUGUUUUAGCCAUUUCUGUUAUGCAUUUAAAUAAUGCUUUCACUUGGUGAGAGAAAUUUUAGAUUACUGCCGGUGUGAAGUUUGGUAAAUUCUUAAAUUGGUCUUUGAAUUAAAUGAAGGCUCUGUAUUAACCCAUCUGUUUUACAUUAUUUAGGGCAAAGAUAAAUCUGAACAUACUUACAGCAAAGCAAUAAAUCCUACUAGUAGA
Rana temporaria (common frog) is the source of this 2368-nucleotide messenger RNA. It is a transcript of the gene ZBTB14, whose product is annotated as zinc finger and BTB domain containing 14. Gene Ontology annotation, biological process: regulation of transcription by RNA polymerase II. Gene Ontology annotation, molecular function: RNA polymerase II cis-regulatory region sequence-specific DNA binding; DNA-binding transcription factor activity, RNA polymerase II-specific; protein binding. Gene Ontology annotation, cellular component: nucleus. The record is from RefSeq and is a predicted model, not a curated record. The transcript has 3 exons. The coding region runs from base 304 to 1662 and encodes 452 amino acids. Lineage: Eukaryota; Metazoa; Chordata; Amphibia; Anura; Ranidae.